UGUGUGUGUGUGAAAAUCUCACAGGUGUCGGAGUCAGAAGUCCAGCGCUGUUGCUGUAUCAUUAUUUCUCUCGACAAAACGAACGAUAAAAGCGGAAGUUUACUUCACGCGUUCAGUCAAGUCCUUUGGAAUAAAGGUCAGAAGAGAUUGCAACUUACUUAAGUUAACUUAACGUUACCUAAUUUGUCUGGUUAGAGCUUCUAAAAAACGACAUUGUGUUGGAAUAAAUAUUGGAGUCUUCGUCUGCUGAAGAUGCAUAUGUUCCUCAUUCACCGCUAAUUUGCUCCGGAACUCAGCAAAUGUAAGGACCGACAACACAGUACGAUUUUUUUUAUCGUAAAUAUCUUCAUUGACAUUGAAGUGAGGUUCUGUUUCUGUGGAAUUUCCCCAGUCCCAUCAGAGCAUCUACAGGGCACUUCCAUAUGUCCCUAAAUAAAUAAAUAAAUAAUAAUAAUAAUCCAAAGAAUCAAUACAUUGUAGUUCAUCAGGUUUUAGUGCAAAGUGUUGGACAAAUUUAUUUGUGAAAGGAGCAUUUGAGUGCAUCAAUUUGUUUUGACACAUCUGUCCGUUGUUUAGCUGGACACCGAAUUUUGUUUAGCAGCAUACAUUUCUGUUUACAUUUAGACCGUUAUGAACUGGUUGAGUUGUUCAAUUGCACAUGUUUUGUGGAUGAAAACUUGAAGUAGAAAAAAACAAAAACGGGUUGUCAUUUGUGCAAAACAGAAACUCAACGCAUCUUCUGUGUAUUGGAGAAUUCAUGAUAGAUCUAAUGUUUAACAACAAGAAAACGCAUCAGAAGAUCAGUACUGUUAUUAGCCAAGAAAUGACAACACUUUAAACAAUCUGUGUUGCAUUGUGUUCCAAGUGUCCAAAUUUUAAAGGUGGCCAAGAACCACCUUGUGUUCCUGUUAUCAUUUUUUAUUCUUUCCUGUGCCACACCUUUCCACCGCAGCCGCCAUUGUUCCUUUUCAUUCUUGUUGAACUUCUUUUCGCUCUUCACUCUGUCCUAACCACAGGUCCCAUUGCACCCUCUCCUUUCUGUAUGCUCCACGUUCUUCUUGGUUUCCUUGUCUCAUCCAUAAAUUCAUCUCGUAUCCUUCCCCCCACUGGCCUCAUUCCUCUGUAGAUAUCUCUGGUGUGUCUGUUCUUUUGUACCCAAACACAUAUUUGCUUUCACACUUUAGCGAGUUUUUCUCAAACUCUGUUCACACUGGCGGGCACCAUUCCACCCAAAGGAGAGGAGGACUUUCUAACGCUUGCUGCCUCUCGGCUCAGCCGUCGCAAGCGUGUCAUAGGAGCGGGUGUGGGUGUGGCCAUGGUUCUGAUCCUCCUGGUCACCAUCCCUUUACUGGUCCACAGCACAAAAGGAGGAGGAGCCGGCACCUCUGGAAGCCAUUAUGAAAUGCUAGGAAGUUGUCGGAUGGUUUGUGACCCCUACACAACAUCUCAGGGCCAGGAGCUAACCGCUGUUUCACCUGCACCUCCUGAUUUUCCAAACCGGAGAGGGAAAUCUGGGUAUCGGGGACCUCCUGGUCCACCUGGUCCACAAGGACCACCAGGAGAGCCUGGGAAGCCAGGUCCACAAGGACCCCCAGGUCCUGGGCCUGGCGGUUACGUGCCGUCCUUCUACAGUCCUAAAAUUGCCUUUUACGCAGGGCUGCGCAAGCAACAUGAAGGCACUGAUGUGCUCAAGUUUGAUGAUGUGGUGACCAAUGUGGGCAACUACUAUGAGCCAAGCACUGGAAAAUUCACAUGCCCUCUACCUGGUAUCUACUUCUUCACAUAUCAUGUCCUGAUGAGAGGAGGAGAUGGGACCAGUAUGUGGGCAGACCUCAAGAAGAACGGACAGGUGAGGGCCAGCGCUAUCGCCCAGGACGCUGACCAGAAUUACGACUACGCCUCCAACAGUGUGAUCCUGCAUUUAGACGUGGGAGACGAGGUCUGUGUGCAGCUGGACGGAGGCAAAGUCCACGGAGGAAACACCAACAAGUACAGCACGUUCUCCGGCUUCCUCAUCUACGCCGACUGAUGCUGCUCUGAUGAACUGUGAACGAACAAACACACACGUUCAUACAGUUACACACACACCCAACAGGCUUGAAGGAAGCGGACAUGGUUUAUACCGAGCAGAAGGGCUUUACAGACACGAUGGCAACCAAUUCCUUUUGGAUUUCCGACAUGCUGUUACUCCCAGAUAUAAAUUGAGGCAAGACACUGCAGGUUGAAUAGAGUAGGAAAAUGAACAGUUAUCAUCAUACAGUACUUUCCAAAUUGACUGAUUGCAUAAGAAAUUGCAUUACGUAGUUUUCUGAAUUAAGCUCGUUUAAAUAUGUAAAUAAAAAUGCAAAUAUCUGUGUUCAUUUGGAUACAUUUCUAGCAAAAAAAAAAAAAUCUGAACAUUGGUCAAAAUCAGGUUUAAAAUUUGCAGUUCUUUUUUUUUUUUGACAGAUCACAGCAAACAUUUUUGUAUUUAAAAGAAGAUGUCUAAAAAAUAUGAGCUUUAAAAAUAUAUAUUGUAACUGAAAUCUACAGAGGAAAGUACUUCCAACUGAAACUGAAUAUUGAGUAGGGGGCGGUGCUUUCUUUUUGUGCUUCCCUUAUAACAAACUAGUGGUAAAAGGGGCGUGGUUAGGAAUAUAGUAGCUGAAGCCGUCCACACAGAAGCAAAUGGUCAGACUUUGAUUGAAGAUUACCAAAACAAAUUCAGCAGAUCAUCUUGCAUUGAAUAAUUGUUUACCUAAAUAAUAACAAUGUGCGCUAUCAAAGUAAACAUUGUAAAUUUUGAUUUCACACAGACUUUAGAAGUGUUUUAUUUCUCAUUUGACAACGAAAAGCCCAAAAGCCCAAAAUCUCAAUAUUGAAAGGUGCCUAUAGUGUUUUUUCCUGCAGUCUCUUGCCUUAAAAAGCAUAUAAAUAUGUCUAUAUUUAUCCUGAACAGCGACGCGCUCAUUUUUUCAUGUGUGUACUUGUUAGUGUAUUUGUCUCCAUUUUGUGUGUCGGUCAAAUCCAGUCGCUCUCUGUAGUCAACAUGCUUUAUGGUGAACUGAGCUGCAUUUACACAUGGCUGGACUUGAUGCAAAAUCAGCACUCAUUAGAUGCAGUCGUGGUGCAAUAUAGGCACGUAUAUAUGCGCACGCACACGGCUAGUGAUUAAUCCAGGUCCUCUUGUUCAAUUCAUUUAACUUCAAGUGACUGUUUUGGUUGUCUGUGUGGGAUUGGAAAUAUAGUCGGAGUAUGUGAAAACACACACAAUGACUUUCCAAUCAGAUGGAUUUCCAAUCACUCGAAAGAAUCUGAAGUGGAGCAGAAUGCUAAUGUAUUGGUUUACAUUGAUAAGGCUCUUGAUUUCAGAUUAAAUCCAUUACAUUGUG
Messenger RNA from Danio rerio (zebrafish), 3371 nucleotides. The record is from RefSeq and is a predicted model, not a curated record. NCBI's taxonomy places the organism in Eukaryota, Metazoa, Chordata, Actinopteri, Cypriniformes, Danionidae.